Messenger RNA from Cloeon dipterum, 1250 nucleotides. RefSeq names its product carbonic anhydrase 1-like. NCBI's taxonomy places the organism in Eukaryota, Metazoa, Arthropoda, Insecta, Ephemeroptera, Baetidae. Bases 130 to 1212 code for a protein of 360 amino acids. The record is from RefSeq and is a predicted model, not a curated record. The transcript has 7 exons. Gene Ontology annotation, molecular function: zinc ion binding; carbonate dehydratase activity.
AAGUGAUAGAAUUCGUGACAGAGCCCCCGAGCGGCUUAAUGGUUUUCAGUUUGUGACACGCCGUGUUCCCGGCCGUAGCGAGUACCCUACUAUGCACCCAUUAUCCGCACCAUUGGUCAUGCCUAAAACAUGAAGCUGCAUAUUAGCGGCGUUUUUCUCAUUUUGGUUUUCACACUCGCCAAACACAUUUUGGCAGCCAAGAGACUAAAGAGGCAAGAUGAGCAACCAACCCCUCCGAGUGACCCAAUCCCGCAGCCCCCUGAUGUUCCGCAGCCCGACCCCAACAAUCCUUCGGGCACUCUAGCCCCGGAUCCCAACAAGCCGUUCGCACCGCCUUACAACCCGGGGCCACCCAUCACACCCGUAGAUUACACCUACUCUUUAAAUGGAGGAAAUGGCCCAAGUUCCUGGCAAUCGUCAAACCCGCAGUGUGCAGGAAAGAUGCAAUCACCAAUUGAACUUUCGGACGUGCCUUUAGUUGGAGUCUCGUACCCGCCCCUGAGGUGGGAAGGACACUGGGAUGUCAGGGACGAAGGAUUCAUCUUGGCCAACAUAUAUCAAGGAGUGCAAGUGCAGUUCGUGGGCGACGGGCCGCCAAGAUUGCGCGGAGGGCCUCUUCCAACCGAUUUCAUGCUCUCACAUGUGAAUUUUUACUGGGGCAACGAAACAGGCAGCAUCCACUCCAUCGAGAAACACUUUUUUGGUAUGGAGGCUCACAUGGUGCACUACAAACGACGCUAUGGGAGCUAUGUGAACGCAACCAAAGAGCAGGAUGGAAUCGCUAUUGUUGCUAUAUUUUUCACGGCGUCCCAGAAAAAUAACAUGGGCAUGGCCACGCUCGUCGCGGGUUUGUCUGGUAUUCGCAAUCCGGGUUCAAGCAUUCCACUCUACGGUGACGCGAUGAUGUGGCUCAAGAACUUCAAUUACAUCGAUCAUUAUUACUCAUACGCUGGCUCUCUGCCUCACCCACCGUGCAACGAAAUGGUCACUUAUAUCGUUAUGGAAAAUCCGAACACAAUUGGAAUUAAACAGAUAAGAGACUUUCAAAAGGUUCGUACGAGUGAGGGCCCACUGAUCCAAAACCGGCGGCCCAUACAGCUCCGAAACGGUAGACAAAUUUUCUAUUGCAACUAUUCCAGGGCAGACGAAAUUUCAACUCUGCACAUCAUCGUUUUCACAAGCAUCCAGAUAUUCAUUUUUGUAUUCAAAUAAACUUGCUGAUCUAAAUAAAACUCGUGACGUGCACUGAA